Molecule: messenger RNA, 1637 nt
Organism: Tripterygium wilfordii
Lineage: Eukaryota; Viridiplantae; Streptophyta; Magnoliopsida; Celastrales; Celastraceae
Product: mannose-1-phosphate guanylyltransferase 1-like
Exons: 6
Coding region: 316-1401 (361 amino acids)
Biological process (GO): cell wall mannoprotein biosynthetic process; GDP-mannose biosynthetic process
Cellular component (GO): cytoplasm
Molecular function (GO): mannose-1-phosphate guanylyltransferase (GTP) activity; GTP binding
Source: RefSeq, a predicted model, not a curated record
CUUAACCGACGCCCUUUGCACAGCUCAGACCCUGACGGACCGUUGGGGUCUACCCGAAUAAAAAGUUCCAGCCAAAAUCGCCGGUUCCACUCUCUUUCUCCACCACCGACACUCCUUCACUUGGCUUCGAUUUCGGAUUUCAACUCAAUUGAGAUAGAUUAGUUGAUCACGAGAUAAUGCCGAUUUGUCUUUCUCCUUAAAGAUGCGGACCUGUGAUGUAGCUGGACUAUGAUUCUUGAAACCAGAUAAACAAUUUGUAGAGUUUUCUGUAACACGUUUAGUGGCAUAGGAAAAAGGCAACAAUCCAAUAUCAAGAUGAAGGCACUUAUUCUUGUUGGUGGUUUUGGAACCCGGCUGAGGCCAUUGACCCUCAGUGUACCUAAGCCACUUGUUGAGUUUGCUAACAAACCUAUGAUCCUGCAUCAGAUAGAGGCGCUUAAGGCAAUUGGAGUGACUGAAGUCGUUUUGGCUAUUAAUUAUCAACCAGAGGUGAUGUUGAAUUUCUUGAAGGAGUUUGAGGAAAAGCUUGGGAUCAAAAUCACAUGCUCCCAAGAGACAGAACCACUUGGCACUGCUGGUCCUCUGGCUCUAGCUAGGGAUAAACUGAUUGAUAAUUCUGGUGAGCCAUUUUUCGUUCUUAACAGUGAUGUUAUCAGUGAGUACCCACUCAAAGAAAUGAUUGAAUUCCACAAAUCCCAUGGAGGCGAGGCAUCCAUUAUGGUAACUAAGGUGGAUGAGCCAUCAAAGUAUGGUGUGGUUGUCAUGGAAGAAAAGACGGGGAAAGUCGAGAGAUUUGUAGAAAAGCCAAAAUUAUUCGUUGGUAACAAAAUCAAUGCGGGAAUUUAUCUAUUGAAUCCUGCUGUUCUUGAUCGAAUUGAAUUGAGGCCCACCUCGAUUGAGAAAGAGGUAUUCCCGAAAAUUGCUGCAGAUAAUAAACUAUUUGCAAUGGUUCUACCUGGGUUUUGGAUGGACAUUGGACAGCCAAGGGAUUAUAUUACUGGCCUGAGACUGUAUCUAGAUUCAUUACGAAAGAGAUAUUCUACUAAAUUGGCAAGUGGCCCUAACAUUGUAGGAAAUGUUUUGGUUGAUGAGACUGCCAAAAUUGGUGAGGGAUGUUUGAUAGGACCUGAUGUUGCAAUAGGUCCUGGUUGUGUUGUUGAGGCUGGAGUUAGGCUCUCACGUUGUACGGUGAUGCGUGGAGUGCGUAUCAAAAAGCAUGCCUGUGUUGCAGGCAGUAUUAUCGGCUGGCACUCAACUGUUGGGCAAUGGGCUCGUGUAGAAAACAUGACUAUCCUCGGAGAAGAUGUUCACGUGGGCGAUGAAAUUUACAGUAAUGGUGGUGUGGUUCUUCCCCACAAAGAGAUCAAAUCUAGCAUUUUGAAACCAGAGAUAGUGAUGUGAGGUUUGAGUAGUUGUUGUUAAGAAAUGUACGAGUAUGCUUUUAGGCAGUGAUAAAUUAUCAUGCUGAAUUUGUUUGCUCAUUUCCUUCCCUUCCUUUUCGACACAAAUGUAAAACAAUUGUGGGCGUGUAAGUUUUAGUGGUGUGUUUGCUUAUUUCCUUCCUUUCCGACACAAAUGUGGAACUUGUAACAUUUAAUUUGUAUAGAAAUAAAUUAUCAGUUGUUUUUUCUGAAUAA